AACCACUAAUGGCAGCCCCCUUGGCCCGCUGUAUGGAAUCAAAUUAUAUACCUAUUGUGAUCUUCUUAUGCUGAGGAAAGUGAAUAACUCCAAGGAAAUUUUCUCCAAGUCGAGGCUGAGGAAGAAGAAACCCAUUACUAAGAAUUUGUGUGCUGUUUCUCUGACGUGAACUAUGGAUGAGGAUGGAGAGACUGAGACAGGAGCUUACAUAUGGGAAGGGGAAUACGAGAAAACCUGGGAAGCAUUACGAGAAGAUGAAGCAGGAUCCAUUCAAGCAAGUGUUGAUGAUAUCGUCAGUCGAGCAAAACGGAGGCGUCUGCUGGAACGACCAGCCGACAUCCGACUAGGAAUGAUGCGACAUCUGUUUGUAGUCAUUGACCUGUCCUCUGCCAUGACUGAUCAAGACUUAAGGCCCACACGUCAGCAUUGCACACUGAAGCUGCUGGAAGGUUUCAUAGAGGAGUAUUUCGACCAGAAUCCCAUCAGUCAGCUGGGGCUCGUCGUCACACGUAACAAGUCUGCUGAGAAGCUGACGGAGCUGGGUGGAAACCCGCAGCGGCACAUCACGGCCGCCCGCAAGGCUGUCGACAUGGCGUGCAGCGGCGAACCAUCACUGCAAAACUCUCUGGAGAUUUGUAUGAAAACCCUGAGAUAUAUGCCAGGACAUACAAGCAGAGAGAUAUUGAUUAUAUUGGGAAGUCUCACAACCUGUGACCCUGGAGAUGUUAGUAAAACAAUAAAGGCAUUAUGUACGAAUAUUAGGCUAGUAAAUUUCUUAGAUGGGAAAAUUGGUUUGUGUUUCCAUCAGGAACUCGCUAGCUACAACAUCAGGUCAUCAGUGAUAGGGUUGGCAGCUGAGGUGCGAGUUUGUGCAAAGCUCUGCAAGGGAACGCGUGGUAAGUAUGGUGUGAUAUUGGAUGAGUGCCACUUCAAGGAUAUAUUAAUGCAACAUGUGAGCCCACCACCAGCAGCGACAAACACAGAAUCAUCACUCGUCCGGAUGGGCUUUCCCUAUCACCAGCUUUCAGCGAAUGUGGCGAGUGGAGAAACUCCGUCAAUGUGCAUGUGCCACUUAGAUGGCAACGAAGAACAAGGGUUUGGCAGCAAAGGGUACUUUUGUCCACAAUGCAAGGGAAAAUAUUGUGAAUUACCAGUGGAAUGCAAGUCUUGUGGUUUAACUCUAGUAUCAGCCCCACAUCUGGCACGAUCCUACCAUCACCUCUUCCCACUUGAUGCAUCUGUGGAGCUGAAACUUUCCAAUAUUUCAGCAGAGGUCUCUCAUUGCUAUGCAUGUCAAGUCAGAUUGACAGAGCAGCUGCUUUACCAGUGCCAAAAGUGCCAGAAGUUCUUCUGUCUAGACUGUGAUCUGUUUAUACACGAGACUCUCCAUUCCUGUCCAGGUUGUGCGAACAAGCCACCUAAUCAAGCUUUAAAUGACAGUGUUAAUAAUAGAAACAACACGUGACAUCUUCAGAAAAAAGUUGAUGUAUAUAUUAUGUGAUAUGAUAGUAUGUUUCAAAGUAUUCGUUAUGUGUAUUUGGUAUAUGUAUCCAAUUGUGCGGUGAAAUAUUGAAUAAAACAAAGGUUAUUAGUAAAUAUACUCACUUAUAAA
Molecule: messenger RNA, 1612 nt
Organism: Priapulus caudatus
Lineage: Eukaryota; Metazoa; Priapulida; Priapulimorpha; Priapulimorphida; Priapulidae
Product: general transcription factor IIH subunit 2-like
Exons: 12
Coding region: 173-1465 (430 amino acids)
Biological process (GO): regulation of transcription by RNA polymerase II; nucleotide-excision repair; DNA-templated transcription
Cellular component (GO): transcription factor TFIIH holo complex; transcription factor TFIIH core complex
Molecular function (GO): zinc ion binding
Source: RefSeq, a predicted model, not a curated record